This is a messenger RNA of Volvox carteri f. nagariensis, 830 nucleotides long. RefSeq lists its product as uncharacterized. The coding region runs from base 81 to 830 and encodes 249 amino acids. The record is from RefSeq and is a predicted model, not a curated record. NCBI's taxonomy places the organism in Eukaryota, Viridiplantae, Chlorophyta, Chlorophyceae, Chlamydomonadales, Volvocaceae. Gene Ontology annotation, biological process: L-histidine biosynthetic process. Gene Ontology annotation, molecular function: imidazoleglycerol-phosphate dehydratase activity. The transcript has a single exon.
GCCCGCUGCUUCAAGGCCGCUGUGAAAAUAUAUACACAACAUCUUUUGCCUGUGGCAGCACAUUGUAGCGCCCAUUUGCGAUGCUGACCUCAAGGGAGUUCCUGAAGACGUCUAACUUUCUAUUUAGGAGCCAUACGAGUCGGCCUCGGGUUGCUCGUUGCUGUAGUGUGAAGGUGGCCGCCACGCCGGUGCACACAGGCGCUGGCCCAAUUCCUUCAAGCACCGGUCGGCCGUGUCGGCUAGGAAACGUAAAGCGCAAGACGAAGGAGACCGAAGUGGAGGUCACAAUUAACCUGGAUGGCACUGGCGUAUGCGUCGCCGAGACGCCCGUCGGCUUUCUCAACCACAUGCUUGACCAGAUUGCCUCGCACGGCCUCUUUGACCUGACGGUGAAGGCGAAUGGCGACACCUGGAUCGAUGACCACCACACCGUCGAGGACAUCGCGCUGGCGCUGGGCACCGCACUCUCUCAGGCGCUGGGGGACCGCAAAGGCAUCCACCGGUUCGGCGAAUUCAGCGCACCACUGGAUGAGGCGCUGACCCACGUUGUUUUGGACCUUUCCGGUCGGCCGCACCUCAGCUGCAAUCUGACCAUCCCGGCGCAGCGGAUAGGCAGCUUUGACACUGAGCUCGUGGAGCACUUUUUCAUGUCAUUCGCGAACACUUCUGGCACGACGCUUCACAUUCGGCAGCUUGCUGGCAAGAACUCGCACCACAUUGUGGAGGCGACGUUCAAGGCCUUCGCUCGAGCCCUACGGCGCGCGUGCGAAUACGACGAGCGGCGUGCGGGACAGAUUGCCAGUUCGAAGGGCGUGCUGACGCAACAGUAA